AUGGCGCGCCGCGCGGAUGUUGGGCCGCCCCCGAGGCUUCCGAUGCGCUGCUCGGCGUUGACGAGGCCGCAGGUUCUCUCGGGCGCGGUCUGCGUCGAGCCGAGUGAAGCAGCGCCUCGGGCGGCCAUGGAGCAUCGGCGAUGGGGCGCUGCAGUCUGCGACGUCCUGUGCGAUGUGGUCAGUGGAGAAGCGGGGGUCACGGAGAAGCUGGCGGCCAUCCUGGGGAAGGAGAAGCCGCGCACUGGGCGACCAGCGGCAGCUCCCGAGGCCAUGGCAGCCACCAGCGGAUGCGAGGGUCUUCAGGGCGCCCAGGCUUGGGCGCAGGUGGUCAUGCUGCCCGCGGUCAAGUGCAAGUCAACUAAGGGGGCGGCAGCUGCAGCCUUUGCCGGCGCCAAGAGCGCAGGCUCCGCUAGCGCUUGGAGGCCAGCGCCUGGCCGCGGGGCAGACGCGCGCGGAUCUCGCGGCCAGGCGCCAGUUUUGCGCAAUGGAGAGCAGCGGCGCGAUGAUCCAGGCAUUUGCCGCGGUUUCAGUUUCUUCUUCAACGUCGCGACCCCGGGGCGGAGGGGCCAGGCCUGGGCGCGCUUCGCGCGGCAGUGCUGCGCGCGCGCCCGCGACGAGUGCGUCGAGGCCCAUCUUCCAGAGUCGCAGUUGCGCAGGCGCGACGCGCGCGCCCAUUGCCGAGAGCGCCGCGCGAGGGCUGGCCAGCGCAAGCCACCGGUCAGAAUUGAUCGGCAGGCGAGGGCGGGGAGAUCGAUCAUCUUCAUUGACGGGCACCUGCAAGCAUCCUCGCUUGCUGAGCUGAAGCUCGAGCCAGCGCAUGUCGGGCGCAAGGGUCGGCAUCUCUCGAUGGGUUCGUUGCCUCGGCUGCCCAUGGCGAGGCCCUCCCCCGCGUUCGCCUUGCUCCGCGGGCGCGCCUCCGUCGGCGCAGCGGACCGCGACUGCGCGCAGUUCCAUCGCUGGGGGGGCGUGCUCUGCGAGCGCCGCGGCCCGUCGCGGGAGGUCGCUGGCGCCGAGGGGCGUUGGCGCCGAGGGCCGGCAGCGGCGGCGCUGGGGGGGGCCCGGAUGGCCGAGGCGCUAGCGGCGGCGCGCGAGGCAGCAGAGACGGGGCCCCUCGACCCUGCAACCGCGGACGAGGGCUAUGGAGUAAGCGCGCGCAGCUGGCACGCCGGGGUGGCCAGUGCAGGGGCACUGCCAUGGUUGGCGAGGCUCCUCAGCGCCGCCGUGGACGCACGGGGUUUCGUGGCCGAGACCGCGGAGCAGGAGCGCGCGCGCGACGGCCAGGGAGGUGGAUGCCUCGUGCGCGCGCCCGGCGGAGACCACACCGCGGGCCGUUGCAGGGAGGCGUGCGAGAAAGACGUGCGCUGCUCCCUGUGGCAGUACACCGACGGCGGCCUCUGCCUCGUGUCUGCCAGCUCCUGCGGCGACGGCGGGGGCGACGACCUCGGCGCCGCGGGGAGCGGCUGGCUGGUCCAGCACGGCACCGCGGGGCCGUACGCGGAGCUGGCGGCCAACGCCGAGGUGGCGGGGCUUCUCAGCCUCGGCCUGCUCCCCAACCCCGACGGCGGCGGCGCGGGGGAGCAGGGGGACGCCGAGCGACUCGCGGACAGGAGGAGCAGGUCGAGCUCUGCCGCAGCGUGUGCUACGCGGACAUCGGGUGCGGAUAUUGGCAGUACGGUGGCAGCAGCUGCCGUGUGGAGCGCCAGCCAGACUUUGUCGCUGCCCCCGCGAACCUCACCUCCCCGACCGACCUGGUGCUCGUCGGGGAGCAGGUGGCGCGUGGCUGCCCUCACGACCCGCACCCGAUCUCCCUCGGCGUGGGCGUCGCGUGCUCGGCCCUCGGAAGCCUGGCGCUCGCCUGGGCAGCCUGCGCAAGUGGCAGGAACGCCGUCACGCGCGAGGGGCUGCUGA
Molecule: messenger RNA, 1908 nt
Organism: Prorocentrum cordatum
Lineage: Eukaryota; Dinophyceae; Prorocentrales; Prorocentraceae
Source: the annotation of a GenBank genome assembly